AUGCCUAGAGACAACCAAACAACCGGCGGCAGCAAAAUAAGUCUCACAAACUGGCUAAAACCAAAGAAAUCCCGUCUAAGACUCCGCAAACGAGCCACUGAAGGUGCUGGAGGAGCAGAGGCUCUUACAUCAGCUAGUUCAACAACAUUGGCCAGUAUCAAAACCACCACAACACAAUACUCAUAUUUCAAAAGCGAGCAUGACAAUCAUGACGAUGUCCCGCCCUUACCGUCAAUUGCACCCCUUCAAGCCCAUCGGGCAAAAUAUCAAGUCCGCAAUGCGGGACUUGAUACGCAAUUGGGCGAGAAUAUAGAUUAUACGACUCUCUUACAUUCCAUGAGUCUGCAGGAAGGAUUUGAGUCGGAUGAUUCACUCUAUUACCUGGCUGAUGGGAAUCGGCCUCGAGGCGAGAAUGCAAUUGCCAGUUUGCCGGAAGCAAUAUGGUGCCGAAUUGCGGAUUUACUGGACCCAAAGACAGCGGUUUGUCUUGCCUUAGCCAACAAGACGUUAUAUACCCGACUAGGUCCGCGGCAAUAUCUAGACCGACUGAACAACAAACCCGAAAACUUCCAACAUAAACUCGAGUUUUUGACCUUGCUGGACCGAAACUUGCCAUAUCACCUCCUCUGCAUCCCUUGCGCCAAAUACCAUCGACGCAUCAGGAUCGGCUCGGAGAAACUACAACCAACGCACAUGCAAGUGCUAAACCCGGUAUUUAACUGUCCCCAAGAACGCAAUGCGCUCAAUCCACCUGCUCGACACCGCAUUGCCCAUGGACGGAGUAUACCAUUCACAUUCGUGCAACUAACCACUCGCGCGCAUUGCUUUGGCUCACUGCGGUACGGUCUAAAACCCGAAAGCUUGGGUAGGCGAUGGCGAUAUUCUGAGCCCGGCGGCGCGGGCACAUGGAGCGUUUCGACGCGGUACCAUAUCCACGAAAACCGCCUCUUGAUGCGCGUCAUAAGCCAGUGUUUUGCUUCUCCUGGUCUUCCGCCUACGGGCAAGAGACUCCUGCUGUAUUCACGCGAGGAUUACUGGCCUUUCUUCUCAGUAUGCCCCCACUGGCGCGACGGGGAGUUGAUGGACGUCUGUAAAUGCGCGCUCGAUCACAUCCCUGUUCCUCGCAAUACGGCCGGCUUGCAAGGCGUAGAGCACAGGUUCAAAGACUCCAUCCACGGGCGCGGCAAAUUUGAUCCGUACGCGAUCCCGAGUCAGUGUGGGAAAUGUCAGCCUAUGAGGCGGUGUCCGCGGUGUCCGACUGAGUACUUGAUCGAAGUGAAGCUCUCGGAAGAUACAACCCCUGACGAAAAUCGACCUGGUAGCAGUGCUGGGAGAAAAGGGGAUGUGAGAUUCAGACACGCCAUCGUCGUCACGCGCUGGAGUGAUUUAGGCGAUGGCUCGACGCCCGCUUCGUCCGUGGAAUGGGCGGCUUGUAAUGGCAACACCGAUCUCGAACAAUAUGAUUCUUUUGAGAGGUUGGGCAGAAGAGGAAUAUCGGGAAUCUUUGAGUCGGCCUUUACGCAUGAUACGAUCCCUGGGAGGAGGAUUAUUUCUAUGAAUCCGGAUAAUAAGACCGGCGGGGAGAAGAGGAAUGAUUGGUAUUAA
This is a messenger RNA of Talaromyces marneffei, 1605 nucleotides long. RefSeq lists its product as uncharacterized. The record is from RefSeq and is a predicted model, not a curated record. NCBI's taxonomy places the organism in Eukaryota, Fungi, Ascomycota, Eurotiomycetes, Eurotiales, Trichocomaceae. The transcript has a single exon. The coding region runs from base 1 to 1605 and encodes 534 amino acids.